UUAAGUCCGACAGUCGGAUUUGGGCCCCGGGAGAAACUCAGCCGAAUCGCACUGGGCGACGAACGUGUUAAGGCUUCAAAGUGUUAAUUUUGUGACAGGAUUCAAGUGAAUAAUUUGCAUAAAAAAGAUAUGCACAAGGAAGAAAUUGAAGUUAAAGAUGUAUAUGUGAGGCGAUACUAAUCUGGAUUUUACAUUUACAUCUUUCAAAAACAUCCGUUAAAUAAGAGACAGAUAGAUUGAAUACAUAAAAUCAGACAAACGUCAAAAUGAUUGCAAUUAUGAAUUACCGGAUUAUGGAUGGCGUAAUAUUCCUAACGAUAACAAUCGCAGCAGCUACAUAUUUCUACAUGACUCGCAAUUUCAACUACUGGAAAAAACGAGGUGUUUUUGAGAUAAAACCGGUGCCGUUUUUCGGCAACUUUAUGCACUAUGUGUUCCAAAGACAAUCUCCCAUAAUUGUCAUAAAGGACUUAUAUAAUAGAGCGAAGGGACAUCCUUACGUGGGUUUUUAUGUAUUAGACAAGCCUUGCAUAUUGCUCCGCGAUCGAGAAGUAACCAAGGACAUACUAGUAAAAAACUUCAAUUAUUUCUGCAAUCGAAACAGUACAGCUAAAGACCGUAUGAGUCGCUCUACCUUAUUUUUCUUAAAAAAUCCAAACUGGAAAAUUUUGAGGUCCAAAUUGAGGCCGAUCUUAUCGUCUGGCAAGCUGAAGAUGAUGUUUAAUUUGCUGUUGGAGUGCAGUGUCAAUCUAGACACGUAUCUCGACUCGACGUUAGAUGGUAAAGGAAAAAUAAUAGAUGUGAGGGAGUUACUCGGCAAUGUAACUACGGAUAUGAUCUGUAGUACUGCUUUUGGGCUGAAUGUUAAUUCGGUGCAAAAUCCAGAGUGUGUGCUCCGUAAGAAUGGAAAGGCAAUGUUCGACUACGAUAUCUACCGCGGGUUCGAGAUGUUCCAAAUAUUUUUCUACCCAAAUCUUUCUCGUUUGUUCAGCACAAAUUUCUUCAGUGAGAAAGGCGCUUCCAUUUUACGCGAUAUGUUCUGGGAUACGAUGAAUUAUCGUAUAAAAUCCGGUCAGAAGAGAGGAGAUCUCAUCGAUUCUAUUAUCGACUAUAAGAGAUAUUUCGCCGAUAAUAUGAAAGAUUUUGACUUGGAAGGGGACGAUAUUGUGGCACAAGCGGCUAUUUUCUUUGCCGGCGGUUUUGAAACCAGUUCAUCAGCGAUGUCUUUCACAAUGUAUGAACUCGCGUUACAACAGGAAAUUCAAGAUAGGCUUAGGAAAGAAAUUCUCGACACGCUCGAUAAGACCGAUGGACAAAUCACGUAUGAAAUGAUUCAAUCGAUGUCGUAUCUUGACAUGGUGGUCUCUGAAACUUUGAGGAAGUACCCAAUAUUGGGAGUUAUAGACCGCGAGACAGUGGAGCCUUAUAAAAUACCAAAUUCUAAUUUGGUUCUCGAAAAGGGUAUGCCCGUUUUCAUAUCGAUAAAAGGCUUGCAUUAUGAUCCGGAAUACUUUCCCAAUCCCGAGAAAUUUGAUCCGGAACGAUUCAGCGAGGAGAAUAAACGCAACAUACAACCUUUCACAUACAUGCCAUUUGGAGAAGGUCCUCGUAUGUGUAUAGGGAUGCGUUUGGGAAUUCUACAAGUGAAACUGGGACUCCUCAAGGCAUUAUAUCGAUACAAGGUGACACCCUGUGAGAAGACUAUCAUACCGAUGGUACUUGAACCAAAAUCUCCUAUUACAACGCCAUUCGACAAUACAAUAUAUCUUACCAUACAAAAAAUUAACACAAAUAAUUAAGGUUCAAAUUUGGAGUUAAAAUUUAAUUUUAAUCAAAUUAAAGUUUUUCACUUCGUUAUCGUUUAUAAAAUCUUUUUAAGUAUAUUCACGUUUGUAUUUAUUUAUA
Molecule: messenger RNA, 1905 nt
Organism: Dinoponera quadriceps
Lineage: Eukaryota; Metazoa; Arthropoda; Insecta; Hymenoptera; Formicidae
Product: cytochrome P450 6k1-like
Exons: 6
Coding region: 267-1799 (510 amino acids)
Molecular function (GO): heme binding; oxidoreductase activity, acting on paired donors, with incorporation or reduction of molecular oxygen; iron ion binding
Source: RefSeq, a predicted model, not a curated record